This is a messenger RNA of Eremomyces bilateralis CBS 781.70, 1590 nucleotides long. Its product is annotated as NAD(P)-binding protein. The record is from RefSeq and is a predicted model, not a curated record. NCBI's taxonomy places the organism in Eukaryota, Fungi, Ascomycota, Dothideomycetes, Eremomycetales, Eremomycetaceae. The coding region runs from base 426 to 1343 and encodes 305 amino acids. The transcript has 3 exons.
CAGACAACAUGAAGUUCUGGUCGACAAACAACUUUGACACAGGAUGACCACUGACACCUCAUGCCGCGGUGCGUACACCAAAUAUCUCUUCUUGAUAUACCAAGAGAAGCUCUUGAACCGAUGAAGAAACCUAGAGUGCGCCGUCUUCCCUGCAACGCGACUAACUAACCCCCGAUAAGCUACACCAUGAUUUAUGAGCAUUUGUAUACAAGGUUACAUACGAUCUUCGCUUCAUGUGCUUCGAAAAUUUGCAAAAUUUGACUUUAUUUGACUUUACCCUAUGAUCUAUAGGUCCAUGCCCCCUACAAGUCACAUCAUCCAUCGAUUGGGGAGAAAGGUCUGACUGGUGCCGAUACUCUUUUGUCAACAUUGAUUCAGGCCACAGUCUCUUCUACUCUUUUUUAAACCCGAGUAAACUAGUUAGUAUGGUUCAGACGCCCUCGACAUCCAAGGUAUGGCUCGUCACAGGCUGCUCGUCGGGACUCGGACGUGAGCUUGUCACUGCCAUACUUGGUCGAGGAGAUAAAGUCAUUCCAACGGCACGAAAGCUUUCGGACCUAGAAUACAUGUAUUCCCUUGACGGCGCAGCCGACAAUGUUCAUCCGAUCGAGCUGGACGUGACCAUGCCGGAGCGCGAACUCUACAUUAAAAUCCGCGGAGCAGUCGGACAUUUAGGACAUAUCGAUGUCUUGGUCAACAAUGCCGGUUUUGUGUUCUCGGGCGUCUGGGAGGAAGUCAGCGACAACGAUAUACGUAGACAAUUCGACACCAACUUUUAUGGUUCCCUGAAAAUGGUGCGGUGCGUGCUUCCAUACAUGCGGGCAAGACGCUCGGGCGUCAUACUUUUCAUGGGAAGCAUAGCUGGGUGGCACGGAGUUGCAGCAGGUGGACCAUACAGCGCGUCAAAAUUCGCUGUCGAAGGUGCUGCCGAAAGCCUUUCGCGAGAGAUCACACACUUAGGCAUACGCGUCCACGUCCUUGUGCUUGGAAUGUUCCGUACGGGCAUUCUGAGUCCCUCGAACAAGAAUAAGACCAUAAAUUUGACGGCGAUCCCGGACUACGCUAAUGUUCAGGAAGAACUACGAUGCAGGCACCGAAACAGUGACGGAAAGCAGCCGGGAAAUCCAGUUCUCGCUGCGCAAAAGGUGUUUGAUGUGGUGGCUUUGAUGUACGCGAGUCCUGCUACGUUCCCCUUACGAAUCCCAUUAGGAAGCGACGCUUUGACGGUAAUAAAAAGAAAAUGUACAGACACACUCGAAGAAUUGAAGGGAUGGGAGUCAUUCGCAUCGAGUACAGACUUCACGGACGGCCCUUCGCGCUCAACUGUCUACUCCAGACUAUAAGAAAAGCAAAUAACUACGGGUUUCAUUGAGUAUCGAGUUCUGUUGCAAGAUGGAGGAUACCCUAUACUUUUCUCGGUAGACUAUGUUCGACGUAGGUUAAAUGACUACGUUUUCGACCUUGGUUGGCUUUCUUUUUCGCCGCAAUGUUGAUGUCACUUUUGCUGAAAGCCUGAUCCGAUCUUGUAUUCUCACUGGUGAUACAGGUGAGCUAGAACUGAAGACUGGGUUCGUAGCUUCAAUGACGGCC